Molecule: messenger RNA, 10723 nt
Organism: Wasmannia auropunctata (little fire ant)
Lineage: Eukaryota; Metazoa; Arthropoda; Insecta; Hymenoptera; Formicidae
Gene: Cadps
Product: calcium-dependent secretion activator
Exons: 14
Coding region: 1-4209 (1402 amino acids)
Biological process (GO): synaptic vesicle exocytosis; dense core granule exocytosis
Source: RefSeq, a predicted model, not a curated record
AUGAUAGACCCAAGCUCAUCCGAGGAGGAGAGUGAGGAGGAUCAGAGCACUCACCAUGGCGGCGGCGGUGGCGGCGGCGGUGGCGGCGGCGGCCGUGCCGGGAGCGGCAGCUCCCACGGUUCCCGCCGUCAUCCCGGAAGUAUCGGAAGCGGUCCAGGUUCCGGUAGCGUCGGCUCGCUCGCGUCGGGCCUCACCGCCUCGCCCGGCGGUCCGAACCACGUGGGCCCGUCGAGCGCCGCGAGCACCCACGGCAUCGGGAGUCGCGCCGCUGCGGGAUCGCAGGAGACCGCCGGGGCCGGUCUGGACGUGCCCAAUCUCGGCAGCGCCAGGAACUCCCUGUCGCCGUCGAUGAGCGCGACCCAGGACGCCGCGAAUUAUGCUCAGCGACCUACCAGUCCUUCUCCCUCGGUGGCCAGCGAGAAGACGGAAGCGGAGUUGCAAGACAAGCAUGAGAGAGAGGAAGAGCAAAGGAAAACUCGGAUCCAGCUUUACGUCUUCAUAUCUAGAUGUAUCGCUUAUCCAUUUAACGCCAAACAACCGAUGGACAUGACGCGAAGGCAGAUGAAAGUAACGAAGCAACAAUUGGAGACAAUUUGUUCUCGUUUUCAGAGCUUUUUGAAGGGCGAAACGCAGAUCAUGGCCGACGAGGCAUUCCAUAAUGCCAUACAGAAUUACUACGAUGUGUUCCUGAAAUCAGACCGAGUGGUACAAAUGGUGCAGAGCGGUGCAUGCUCCCAGCUCGACUUCCGCGAGGUAUUCAAGAAGAACAUUGAGAAGCGUGUUCGGAGCCUCCCGGAAAUCGACGGACUGAGCAAAGAGACUGUGCUUACGUCCUGGUUGGCCAAAUUUGAUUGCAUUUUGAAAGGCACUGGUGACGAGGACACCAAACGGCCUUCCAGGAUGCAACAGCAGUCUUUAAACUCGGAGCUGAUACUGUCGAAGGAGCAGCUGUACGACAUGUUUCAGCAAAUCCUCGGCAUCAAGAAAUUUGAGCACCAGCUUCUGUUCAACGCCCUCCUGUUGGACUCAGCCGACGAACAGGCUGCCGCCAUCAGGAGGGAGCUGGACGGUCGCGUACAGAAGGUCAACGAGAUGGAGAAGAACCGCAAGCUCAUGCCCAGGUUCCUUCUGAAAGAGAUGGAGUCGCUCUACAUCGAGGAGCUCAAGUCGUCUAUCAACCUGCUAAUGACUAAUUUGGAGUCGUUACCGGUCUCCAAGGGUUCGAUAGAUAGCAAAUACGGGCUGCAGAAGCUGAAGCGCUACAACCAUCGUGGUGAGCGCUCCCGCUCCCGCUGUCAGGGUUCCCUCGCUAAACUGGAGGGCGACUCCGCUGAUUCCGAUCCCCAACUGACGAAAAUGGACGUCGCCCUGACCUUCCAACUGGAAGUUGUCGUAAUGGAGGUCAAGGGCCUCAAAAGCCUAGCACCCGAUAGAAUAGUUUAUUGCACCAUGGAGGUGGAGGGUGGUGAGAAGCUGCAAACCGAUCAGGCCGAGGCCUCCAAGCCUAUGUGGGACACUCAGGGUGACUUCACGACAAUGUACCCGCUGCCGGUGGUCAAGGUCAGACUCUACACCGAGAAUCAGACGAUGCUCGCGCUCGACGACAAGGAGCUGGGCAAGGUGAUCCUGCGGCCCACCCCGCUGUCGUGCAAAGUGCCCGAGUGGCAUCGCAUGAGCGUACCAAAGAACUGCGCCGAUCAGGAUCUACGAAUGAAGAUCGCCUGCCGCAUGGACAAGCCGCUCAACAUGAAGCACUGCGGCUAUCUCUACGCGAUGGGCAAGUCCGUGUGGAAAAAGUGGAAGAAGCGGUACUUUGUGUUGGUCCAAGUCUCGCAGUACACAUUUGCGAUGUGCUCGUAUAAAGAAAAGAAAAGCGAGCCGUCGGAAAUGAUGCAGCUCGAUGGCUUUACAGUGGACUAUAUCGAGGCCGUUUCUGCUAAUCUCAUGGUCGGAAUGGAUUUGGAGGGAGGAAGGUAUUUUUUCAACGCUGUACGCGAGGGCGACAAUAUAGUCUAUGCCUCGGACGAUGAGAAUGAGUGUCACUUGUGGGUGAUGGCAAUGUAUCGAGCGACCGGUCAGUCGCACAAGCCCACCCCGCCGAUCUCUGUGUCAGACAAGAAUUCAACCAUCAGUAAGAUUCAAGGUGACGCCGACCGUGCGAAGAAGCACGGCAUGGAGGACUACAUCAGCGCGGAUCCGUGCAAGUUCGACCAUCACGGUUUAUUCAAGUCCUUGCAGAACUUGAUCCUCGACUACAGACUAAACGAUCCUUACUGCUCGCUUGGCUGGUUCUCGCCUGGUCAAGUUUUCGUGCUGGAUGAAUACUGUGCCAGAUACGGCGUGCGCGGAUGCUUUCGGCAUCUCUGCUAUCUUCACGAUCUGUUGGACAGAAUCGAUCGUGGGAUUAUGAUAGAUCCGACAUUGAUACACUUUAGUUUCGCCUUCUGUGCCACUCAUGUUUACGGUAACACAACAUCCGCCGAUGGCGUAGGCUCGAUUACCCACGAGGAGAAAGAUAAAUUUCAAGAUAUUAAGGAACGGCUCAGACAAAUUCUCGAGAGCCAAAUCACCAACUUUAGGUACAGUUUUCCAUUCGGGCGUCCGGAAGGCGCGUUGAAAGCGACUUUAUCUCUUUUGGAACGCGUUCUCAUGAAGGACAGCGUGACGCCCGUGCCACAGGAGGAAGUGAAGGCUCUGAUAAAGAACUGCUUGGAAACGGCGGCGCUAGUGAAUUACACAAAAUUAUCUGCUGAAGCGAAAAUCGAGGACGAUUUGAGCGGCGAGGUGUGCGUGCCUUCCAGCAAGAAGCUGGAGGAUCUCAUACACCUCGCCGAGCUGUGCGUCGACCUGCUCCAGCAAAACGAGGAGCAUUAUUCGGAGGCGUUCGCCUGGUUUAGCGACCUUAUGGUGGAGCACGCCGAGAUCUUCUGGUCGCUAUUUGCCGUUGAUAUGGAUAAAGUGCUCGCGGAGCAACCGCCAGACACGUGGGACAGCUUCCCGCUGUUCCAGAUAAUGAAUGAUUAUCUCAAGACCGACGACAAUUUGAAGAACGGGCGGUUCCAUCAGCAUCUACGCGACACAUUCGCGCCGUUGGUGGUGCGUUACGUCGACCUUAUGGAAACGUCGAUCGCACAGUCGAUCCAUAAGGGCUUCGAGAAGGAACGAUGGGAGAUCAAGGGGAACGGCUGCGCCACAUCGGAGGAUCUCUUCUGGAAGCUGGACGCGUUGCAGUCGUUCAUCGGUGGACUCCACUGGCCCGAUCAGGAGUUCCGGCAGCACCUCGAGCAGAGAUUAAAACUGAUGGCAUGCGACAUGGUGGAGUCGUGCAUUCAGAGAACCGACGCGGCCUUCCAACAGUGGCUUAAGAAAGGCGUGACCUUCAUCUCCACAGAUUAUAUCAUACCGUCGGAAAUGUGCGCAAUGGUGAACGUCAUUUUGGACGCCAAGAAUCAGAGUUUUAAGCUUUGUACUGUCGAUGGUGUCGAUGUGCAUCAAUAUCACGCUAAGAUCGACGACAUGAUUGAAAAGACGUCAGCGGGAAUGAAUCAAGGAAUGAUUAACAAGCUCGUAACAGUGUUGGAAACGACGCUCUCUAAGCUGUCUCGUUACGACGAGGGUUCCAUUAUUGGCUCCCUUCUCAGUCUUACGAAGGUAUCAGGAAGCGGGAAAGAAAUGGGACAAGCCUAUGUAAACUUUAUGAGAAACUGUAUAGAUCAGAUUCGCAGCAAAGUCCUCGAUGAAUUGUGGAUUUUGACUUUCUUCGAGCAAUGGUACACGGCGCAGAUACAAAUGCUAUGUAACUGGUUGUCCGAGAGACUUGAUCACAGCCUGAAUUUGUAUCAAUGUACCUGUCUGGCUCACAUCGUGAAGAAGAUCUACUCGGACUUUGAGCUUCAGGGUGUCAUGGAGGAGAAACUCAACACGAAGACAUAUCAGACUAUAGACAAGAGGAUGAAGACGGAAGAAGCAACUUGUGCCUUAACCAUGAGCGCUCAGAACGUAGAAGGGCUUUCAGAGAAUGGCAAUGACGACGAGGUGGAGAGACCUAAGACAAAAGUGACGAUCGUUGAGACGAUAACGGAGGACGCGAAUUACGUGGCCAAUCUGAGCAACGUCACCUCGAACGUAGUUGGAAAAGUCGGUAGCAUGUUCGGCAAGGGCAUCGGCGGUCUUUCUACGAAAUUCGGCUCAGCCAGCAAUUGGUUCUAGUUAUUGUUUCUAGCAGUAAAACCUGCUCUGCCAGUAAAACCUUACAUUCGACUAGUACGUUCCUUCGUCUAAAUAAGGGGAUGCGAACGGGAAGACUUCUAAAGGCGUAGACAGUACCCUAUAUAGGCAGUACGAUGAUCUAGAAUUUUGUCCAUAUAAAAACGAAUGGUACGAUUGAAAACGAUGCAAUCGAUCGGGUCAGUUUGGCUUUUAUCGUCUAAGCAGAUCGUUUCGGUUUUAUCACGCGGAUCUCCCUCUUCGAAGAAAGAGGGAGGCUCAUCCGUUCGCCGCGACGUUCAAUCGCGCGGAGCUAACAAAAUUAACUUAUUGAUUAAUCACGAGAUCGAGGAACUAAUUGUUGAUACAUUUACGUUUACUUAGUCAUAUAUAGCUUUCGGAUUUGAGGUAAUAAUGCAUAUUAGACGUAACUACAAACACGCGCGUCCGCGAGAAUUACGUGAACUCGUCGUGGGCUCGUUUUAAUUAAUUGAUUACCGAUUUAUGUUUAAUCUCAGGUAAUAGUCGGAAACAUAGCCGAAGUAAUUAUAUAUUCGGGAAGGCUGAUUGCGCUGAGUACACGUGCGAUAUAGACCAGAGAGAUAGUAAAAUCUAAUCGCGUAGAUAUUUAAUCAUAUUACAAAGGUAUAUGUAUAUAAACGUACAUGCAUAUGCAACGUGUAAUUAUGAGGUAUUCAUACAUUCUAUCGUGGUCUGCAUGCGACACACAGGCUAACGUCGUUAAUAUAUAUAUAUAAUAUAUUAGCUGAAUUGUGUCAGAGCACAGAAUGCAGAUUUUUCCUAUCUAGUCUAUGUACCCGCGAGUUGUUUUUUGCGGAUUUAGUUGUGUGUACGUCUCGGAGGAUAUAAAGAGCACGGGCACGUAUUUCGCAUAUUAUAAGCUGGAAAAGAUUCUCGGGUCGAUUGCAACGUUACCUGGGACGUGACAGUGGGAUCGCGAUAGUGGGAAAACGCGGGGAGUCCCGGAACAGUAAAGGGGAGGAAAAGCGGGGCGGGAGGAGGAUAACCGCGACUGACGAAGCUGCUUAUCGAAUUUAAUUUUGCGACCAACGAGGCAAUGCUUUUCCAACUAUUAGAUACGAUCGCUGUUAUCUGCUGGACGACCAUUCGCCCGAUACUCGAAACGAAAGAUCUCUCGUAUCGUCGCGAGAAUUUGUCGCGAAACGGAGGAUAGGAAAAAACGUUGUUUUACAACACAAACUAAAAUGUUACGCGAGAUGGGAGAGAGACCCAUCGAAAAAUAUUUCUCUUAUCGAUGAAUGUAGAAUCGAAAAUUUAUUUUGCAAGAAUUUUCAAUUAGUAAUUUCUUCUAUUGAAAAUCUCAUUGCAAUUGCGAACUCAAUUUCUGAAACAUCGAAGUUGAGUUAAAAUUAAUUAUAAAAUGAGAUUCUGUUAUUUAUAUUUGAAACUUAAUUAAUCGAUAUAAAUAUCUGUUUCAAAACGCGUUUGUAGUCAUCUGUGUCUUGAAUAUUAUUUGUGGUCCGAGGCACUCUUUGUACAAGGAUUGAUAUAGUUGAUGUUACUCGUAUACAUCGUAAUAUAUGCGUAAUGUUCGAGAUUGUGAUCCAGCGAUAAGUGGGUUUAACGCAUAAUUUUGCAUGAAUAAACGAUAACAGUUUCCCAAACGGCAAUAAAUAAUAUCUCAGUGUUUAAUAUUAAAUAUCGCUAUCUUACGCGGUUUCUUUCCGAUGGUACUAUAUUAUUAAAUAACACGCGCGCAGAGAGAUAAGUUUAAGUAUGCUAAUUAACCGCGAUCGAAUGGUCGCCAAUAACCAUCAGAAGCAGUGAACGUAAUAGCACGUUAUUUUUUAUCUGUGUUACAUUUAUGCUGAUUUACAGUUAUUUUAUAAUUAAAUUACAUUAUAUAAACUGUACGCAAUAUCGAUAUAUGUACUAGCGUAUGUGCUCCGCAAUCUGUAACGUGACUCGCGAUUCUUUGUUUGCGAGCAGAAAGUGAAGAAGGACGCGAGCAAAUGAGAAACUUUUCUAGCGAGAGUCGCUCUCGGAAAGAUAAAUCGGAGGAUUCUUCGUUUAUUAACGAGUGGCGUUAAUAAAAUUCUUUAGUUUAACGUCACUCGACGAUGAGGGAAGAGUUCUUUUUAUAUAAGAAUCGAAUAUGAGAAGUAUUAAUAUCCUGCAGAGUAUAAAAAAUUCGUCAGUAUGCACUAAAUGCACAUUGUGCAUUCACUCGACGAUUUUUUUCAUUUUCAAAAGUAGCUCUCGAUACACGUGAAACCUUUUGAAACGGUCACAGAUUUGGGGAGCAAUUCUCAAUCGUGUUUACCGCAGAUGAUUUUUACCGUCGAGAGUCGCUGUUAACGAGUGAUAUCUAGAAGAUCGAGAAACGAAGCUAUCCGCGGCAUUGAGAUGUUUUCGAUUUUGCUCUUAAUCGCGACGGAAGGAAUAUAUAUCUUUUUUAGCUUUAUUUUUUUCUCUCGUUAUCGUCGUCAAUGACACACGUCGAUACUACUAACGUCCUGUGAAAGAAAAAAAAGAAACAAGUGUUAUGUAGGUUUACAUUGCAAGAAAGCCUUGCCUCUCAAUUACGGGGGGCGCAUAUAUAUUUUCAAAACCUUCACGAUAUAACGUUCGUAUAUCAAUGGAUAUUUUUAUUCAGCUUGAUAUAAACUCUUGAAAGUGCAUCAAACGCGAAAGUAUAACAACGAAGCAGGAUGAAAAAUGUACGUCCCCGUGAAGAAAAAAAAAAAAAUCCUUGCUCUAUCUUGCGUUGCAGCAUCUCGUCCACACGUGAAGUUCGUUUUGUGCAAUUUCUGCUUUUCAAAUUAUAACGCGCGAGACAAAUCCUAAUAAAAAUCGUAUUCAUAUCGAGCUCCCUUCGAGCUUUCUCUGUCUACCUCAAAGUCCUAAGAUGCAUGCCGCUAUUUUACGUAAAAUAAUUUUAGAGCGACGAAUUGUGUGUGUAAGAAGCGAAGAGAAAAUGAGAAAUAUAAUCGAUUUAAUAAAGAUAUAAAGUUAAUUAACAAUCGAAACUUAUGGAAAAUGAUAUAAAACGUGCAAAUUUUUUCUUCACAGAUUAGAUUCGAGCAAUUUGUAUGAUUCACUAAAAAGAAAAACAAAUAUAUAUGGAAUUACAUUUAAGACAAAUAUAUGUAGAUUAUGCCAAAUUGUUUGUUUAAUCGAUUUUUCACUGCCUGAUUAGCGACGGACACAUUUUUCACCCUACUUCGACGAGUAAGGCAGUAAAAAUUUUAACGUACAAGGGAAAGAGAAGAGAAACACAACUAUAAAACAGUUGGCAGUCGCGCGAACGCGAGGCGAGGGAUUUACCAUUCGUUUGUACAUACCUUAGCGGUGGCGAAACGGGAAAGGGUAAAUUUUUUAUGUGACACGAAAAAAAAAAGUAGCGAGAGAGAGCUCGCGCGAGAGCGCGGAAAUCUGACGGAUUGAGGGAUCUGUUCUCUGUCACGCGCGCUCACAUUGCAAAAAGCGAGAGACCGCAUUCAAAGAAAAUAAUUCGCAUACGGCACAACAGCCCGUUUCGGUGCGCGCGCGCCGAACGCAAAUUCCUAGGGACGAUGUUAUGCUUUUCAUCGUCGACUUUCAAACUUGAUGAGAAUAUUUUUCGAUGCAUCGCACGUUUAUAGAUUAGGGCGACGAAAAGCGAGAACCCUUAUUCUCUCUCAAUCUUUCUAUCCUUUCUUUGUCUCUUUAUCUCUUUCUCUCUCUUUCUCUCUCUCUCUCUUUCUUUCUUUCUCUCUUUCUCUCUCUCUCGUCAGAAUUUGAUAAGUGCAUGUUAGUUCGCUAACUAAAAGGAUGAGAUAAUUGUUACAUAUAGGGAUUCUUUUAAUCUCGGUAUAUUGUUCCGUGUUUUUCGGUGGUUUCCCUUCCCGAGGAAAACACGCACGGGGUUGGAUCAAAAAUACGUUUUUGCGCUCGAUUUUCAGUUUGAUUAAUGUUCUUUCAAAAUCGAGACGCGCGGAAUGCAACAAUGGUGCCUGACAAAAAUGCCUUUAUCACGCUUCGGAAUUUCUCCUUGUCGUAUUAAGCCGAAAUUCAACCAAUUAUCGAUUUUUUUCAGACAUAAAUCCAAAUUAAAAACAUACUUUCAGUAUUAAUAUAUUUUUAAUGAAAAAUUCACGAGAUAAUAUUGGACAGAUAACAAAAUUUAAUUUAAUUUUGACUAAACUAUAAUUUUGAUCUUAUCAAAAUACUAAUUUAAUCUCGAUUGUCAUUACUGAAUAUUACAUCAUUUUAUGAUUUUAUGUUUGAUCGGAGAAGAGAUGAAUAUAAGAGAAAACAAGGAUGAUUCAGAGGCUUGAUGAGCGCGUUGCUACAGCUGCUUGAAUGUUUCGCCACUAGCGUCACAGCGAUCAGCGAAGCGUAAUUGCACGAUUUAUCGUCGCGACGAUGUAUAUUGAUUAAGUAAACGCGGCCUUACACAGAUACACACACACACACACACACAAACACACGCAUACACACACACACACACACACAAAAUCACACUACCACACACCGUAACACGAUAAUUGCCGUCGCGCGAAUGUAAUGAGAUUUUACAAGAGGCGAAAGACCAGGCGCGCAGUGCGAGAGUUUUAAGCUUUAACAGAUGCGAGAACAGGGGAAAGAAAACGAAGAAAUGGAAAGCGUGGGGAAUUUGGAACGUUUAACAAAAGAUAAAAAAAGCUAAAUUAUUAUACUAUACUUAUCAAUGCUAACAACGUUAGAAUUAUUAUGAUUAUCGUGAUUAUUCUUACUAUUGGUAAUUCUCCUAUACUCUACGAUUAAUUAGAUUAGAACAGUUACGAAAAUGAUCUCUCUCACUUUUUCUGUCUGUCUGUCUGUCUGUCUAUCUGUCUGUAUACCUAUUUGUCUGUCUAUCGAUUUUAUCUCGAUCUUUGUUGGCCUCUGUUAUUUACUGCUCCGGCGUCAAAUGAUAAUAAUUCUUCACCGAUCGAAUCUCGAUCGAUACAAACACUUCUGUCGCCAGCUCUCUCCACUUGUCUCUUUACCUUUCUUUCUCUGCCUUUCUUCCCGUUCUUUGUGUCUUACCCUCUUCUUUUUCCGUCAUUAGUUUUCACUCCCUUGCUAUUUCUCGUUCUCUCUCUAUCUCUCUAUCUCUUUCCUUUUUCUUUCUCUCUUUUUUCCCUUCUUCCUUCUAUCUUUCUAUUCUACGUUUUGAAACUGUGACUUUACUUGAACCGAAGAGAUGGUCUUUUUACUCUCUAGCCAGUGUUCUAGUCGAUUUAACUUUUACUCAAACUGUUGUUCUCUCGUUAAUAAAAAUUCCGACAAAAAAAAAGAUACAAAACAAGAUACAGAAAAAAAAAGACAACACAUAUCCCGACACUCUCUUUUAUUUCCUUCUCAAUUCUCGGCACGAUUUGAUCGGUAUAUUCUAUAAGUCUAUAAUAUCAUCCCGCGUCAUGUGUUUUUUUUUUCAUCGACGAAAAGAAAAGAGAACAGAAAUCACUCGCUCUCAUCGUUUGUCGCCCGCAUAGUAAAGUUUAGAGCAGAGGGUAAACUGUGGUGUGAAUGUGCGCAUUUUCUGUGUAAAUAACUCACACACGCAUGUGACACGCAGCAUCCUCAUCGUGGCAUCGUCAUUGUAAGAGAAAAACGGCCGAAAGGGGAAAAUCUUGUAAGAAUAAAGAACAGAAUUAGAAUUGCGGAUUCGAUCUCGAUUUUGGAAUGCAGGAAAAGAGAUAUGUAGAAGGAAACAGUAAAAGAAUCUGUCUCCUCUUUUCAUAUUUUCUUUUCGGAUAUUCCAACAAAGAUUGAAUUCCCUUUUUAAUUCCAUUCUUUCUCGCAGGGAGAGAAAAAAAAGAAAUUGAAAGGAGCACGAUUUUCAUUGUAAAAAAGCGACUUCAAAUUUUCGUGUCAUCAUCUCUUGCCAGUUUCCGAGCCCGCGAAGAAAAAGACGAAAGGAAGAAGACAAAACGGGAAGAGAUCGCUUGCGUAAUCGGAAAUAAUGAAUGAAUGAGUGAUAAUCACCGCCGGUAUCUCAUUCUCUCUUUCUCGCUCACACAUUCUCUCUCUUUCUCUCUUUCUCCCUUUCUCUCAUUCACCCUCACUCAUGUCGGAGCAUCAAUCGCAUCUCUUUACUCGACUGCAAAGCGGAAACGACUGUGAUCUAGAUUAGUGUUACACAUCGCAUGAAGAAGCAGAAGAAAAAAAAAAGAGAAAGAAACAAAAGAAAAAAAAAACAAUCGAUCGAUCAGUGCUUAAAUGCGACAUCGACCAUGAAUCAUGACAACGUAGAUUAUGAAUGUCUCGUAGCGAUUAAGGUAUUUCUUAUGGACUCACGCAUAUACAUAUAAUAUAUAAACCAAUGAAAAGAAAAAAAAAAUAUAUAUACAUAUUACGCCGCGCAGAGAGAGGGGCUAUGCGAAAAUCGUCGGUAUGUUCUUUUCUAUUUUUUUUUGUUUUCUUUUGUAGGGCAUUUGUGUAAGUAUAUACUUGCAUAUGGGGCAAGAGAAUGCAAAACGCAUUACAUGUAAUUGCAAUUAAUAAAGUAUACGUUGUAAAAUGUAAA